Talpa occidentalis (Iberian mole) is the source of this 2048-nucleotide messenger RNA. It is a transcript of the gene HEXB, whose product is annotated as hexosaminidase subunit beta. The coding region runs from base 1 to 1620 and encodes 539 amino acids. Gene Ontology annotation, molecular function: beta-N-acetylhexosaminidase activity. Gene Ontology annotation, biological process: glycosaminoglycan metabolic process; ganglioside catabolic process; carbohydrate metabolic process. Lineage: Eukaryota; Metazoa; Chordata; Mammalia; Eulipotyphla; Talpidae. The record is from RefSeq and is a predicted model, not a curated record. Gene Ontology annotation, cellular component: membrane. The transcript has 14 exons.
AUGGAGCCGCGCGCGCUGGGGCUGCUCGGGCUGCUCGGGCUGCUGGCGCUGGCGGCGCUGGAGGCGCUGGCGGCGCGGGCCACGCGCGACGCCGCCGCGGAGAGCCUGGGGCUGUGGCCCAUGCCGCUGUCGGCGCAGAUGUCCCCGAGACAGCUCUACCUCUCCCCCGAGAACUUCGACAUCGUCCACGACCCCUAUUCCAAGGCCGGCCCCGGCUGCGCCCUCCUGCAGGAAGCGUUUCGGCGGUAUUAUGAGUAUAUUUUUGGUUACUACAAGAGGCGUCAUGGUCCUGCUAGAUUUUAUAAUGAAACGCAGUUACAGCAACUUAUGGUCUCAGUUGUCCAUGACUCAGAGUGUGACAAUUUCCCCAAUAUCUCUUCAGAUGAGUCCUAUACUUUAAAUGUGAAAAGACCAGUGGCUGUCCUCAAGGCCAACAGAGUUUGGGGAGUAUUACGAGGUUUAGAGACCUUUAGCCAGUUAAUUUAUCAAGAUACUUAUGGGACUUUCAUGAUCAAUGAGUCCAGCAUUACUGAUUCUCCAAGGUUUCCUCAUAGAGGAAUUUUAAUCGAUACAGCCAGACACUAUCUGCCAGUUCAAAGUAUUCUAAAAGCUCUGGAUGCCAUGGCUUUUAAUAAGUUUAAUGUCCUCCACUGGCACAUAGUUGAUGACCAGUCUUUCCCUUUCCAGAGCACCACUUUUCCAGAGUUAAGCAAUAAGGGAAGCUAUUCUUUGUCUCAUGUGUACACACCACGUGAUGUCCGUAAGGUGAUUGAAUAUGCCCGACUACAAGGGAUUCGAGUCAUACCAGAAUUUGAUACACCUGGCCAUACACAGUCCUGGGGGAAAGGUCAAAAAGGCCUCCUUACUCCAUGCUAUAAUGUAAAGACACCAUCUGGGACGUUUGGACCUGUAAACCCUAUUGUGAAUUCAACUUAUACCUUCAUGUCUACAUUUUUUCAAGAAAUUAGUAAGGUGUUUCCAGAUCAGUUCAUUCAUUUGGGAGGAGAUGAAGUGGAUUUUACAUGUUGGGCAUCUAAUCCAGAAAUCCUAAAGUUCAUGGAACGCAGUGGCUUUCAAAAAGAUUUUAGAAAACUAGAAUCUUUCUAUGUUGAAAAGAUCGUGGAAAUGAUUUCAACCCUAAAGAAGAGCUCCAUAGUCUGGCAAGAGGUUUUUGAUAAUAACGUGAAGCUUCCUGCAGGCACCACAGUUCAAGUAUGGAUUUCCAACCAAUAUGCCACAGAACAGUCACACAUCACGGCAGCUGGCUUCCCUGUGAUUCUUUCUGCUCCCUGGUACUUAGACUUGAUUAGUUAUGGAGAAGAUUGGAGAAAAUACUAUAAAGUGAAACCUCUUGAUUUUCCUGGUUCUCAGGAACAGAAAAGACUCGUCAUUGGUGGAGAAGCUUGUCUGUGGGGAGAAUAUGUGGAUGUAACAAACUUCAUGCCAAGAUUAUGGCCUCGAGCAAGUGCAGUUGGUGAGCGACUCUGGAGUAACGAAGAGGUCACAGAUCUAGAUAGUGCCUACAGGAGACUAACCAUUCACCGCUGCAGAAUGGUCAGACGUGGAAUCGCAGCACAACCCCUUUUUACUGGACAUUGUAAUCCUGAGUACACUAAGUAAAAAUGAGCACAAACGAAGUAAAAUAGGAGGGAGAAAUAACUCCACAGCCAUCUGUACUAUAGUCAACUUGAUUCUGAAAUCAUGUAAGCUGUUUAUGAAUAAAUAUUUUUAUUGAUUGAACAUUUUUUCUUAUACAUUUCAUACAGAAGAUUGGUAUCUUGAAAGAAGCUUAAAAAACUCAAAAACCAUGUGGUAUCACUUAAGGCUCAGCCCUUUGGAAUACAUUAACUACUGAAAGUAAUAACUUUAUGGAUCAGGAAAUAUGCUUUGAUGUUGAUGUACCUAUGACGUAAAGUAGGAUGGGCAGCUCCAGUGUCAUUGUUAGUUUUCAAGUUACAUCUAGUUCUUUGAACACAGUGAAACAGUAAUUUGCCCCAUGAAGAAAGCAAUAAAAAUUCUUACUGAAAAUGAAGUAGGCGCUCCUGAAU